AUGGAUCGUCGCCCGACCGACGACGCAGCUCCACUUCGCUCAGAUUUACGAGAACUACGCGUCAACACCGAAAGCACCGAGUGGGUCGGAGCACCUUCACCACGUCGAGUACUGACUGCACCAAACAGCCCGUCAACAGCUUUCCGUACAGACCGUGAGGCGAUUUUUCGUUCGGGCAAUGCGACAGUGGCCGAGACGCAUUUGAUACGAUCAACUGGAUCGCAGUCAAACUCUUUCACAGAAGAACACUGGAGUAGUGAAAUCACCAGUUUUGUCACCGCUGCUCCGCCAAAAUUCAUCCAAGUGAUCAAAGCGUAUCGUAUUCUGUCGAGCGAUACUCCGACAUUGGUCGUCGAGGUGGCCUCUGAUCCACCAGCAAUAUUUGAAUGGUUCUGCAAUGAUAAACCGGUGCAGCAGGAUCGUCGACGCUUCCAAGCCCGUCAUGGGCUGAAUAUAACCACGUUGACUGUGCAUCAACCUGAACAGGGCGUCUACAAAUGUACUGCACGAAAUCCGGCUGGAGUUAGCACUAGUUAUGGAUAUAUAACUGUUAAUUUUGAACAUCAAUAUGAUGAAUGGACGAUUGUUGAUCGAAGUAUGGUGACACAGGAGGGCCAGACUACUGUUACCGUACAUCGAUCACCACGUUUCAUUAAUCAGGUUCCAAAUCUAACCGUCCAGCCGGGUAGCGAAGUAGUUAUUGAUGUUGAGGUUGAUGCGGAUCCACCAGCACGGUUCACGUGGUUCGUGAAUGGACGUGAAUUCCGCGAGUCGUCGAAAGGUGUCGAACUGUUCUACCCCAGUACGAAUCGAUGUGUCGUCAAAUUUGCUUUCCCAGUAUCAGGAGAAUACAAAGUAGUCGCAUCGAAUGUACACGGAUCGGCGAUGAGCAGCGGAUACGUCGAAAUUCAUAGAGCGAAACCUACAAAAUCAAUGCGUCCACCGGUAUCAGCCGGCGAGCAUAUUUCACGUAACAUAAUGGCAGCCAGUCAUCAUGCCGGUAGUACUGCUAUUCCAACUGCCCCUGAUGGUCAAGAAUUGCUUCAAACGCAUCAGACUGUGGAUGUAUAUGAAGUUAAUUAUACCCAACGUGCAUCGAGUGUUCCACGAGGAGUUCGUCAUCUGGAAAGUCACGUCGAAAUGCCGAUUUCACCAAGAAGACGAGUAUCCUUGGAACAACACCGUGCAGAGAUCGGCAAAAAACUGCCCGACCGACUUCCACGCUCCCUGUACAAAACACGAAGCGAGGGCGCUCGCUAUCUGCCCCAUGCUCCAAAUUUCAUCACCACUCUUCCAGCCGAAAUCACUGUGAACCCAAACGAGAAGCUCGUGCUCUCCGUCGAUGUCACAGCCCUUCCGACGGCAGAAUUCAGAUGGGAUGUGAACGGAUUUGAAGUGAAAUCGUCAAAGAACAUCACGCUCCUGAAUGAACAAAACCGAUCAACGUUGGUGGUGCAACCUCCAAUCAAACAGGGCAGAUACAACGUGGUGGCCUUUAACAGUGAAGGUCGAGAAAGUCAGCAGACAAGAGUACUUGUUGAGACCCACGUAGUGGAAGAAGCCCCGGCAGCUGAAAUCAAGGCCGGUCCCGACAUCCAGGAAUCAUCGGUGACGGUCACCAGCCCGAACGAACCGGACUGGGAUAUCGUGGACAGCGUUGCCUCAACUGCAUCGACGACAUCUUUCCUGACGGUCACCAGGCGGGAAUUACCUGCAAAGAACGAAGUACCAAAAACGAAAACUGUAAUCAAAGAGGAAAAAACCAUCGUUCUUAACGAUGUUGCUUCACAAAUACCAGUUGUUGUUCAAGAGAUGAAAGCUGAGGAGACCACCACGAGCGAGACUUUUGUGAAAGCAAAGUCGAUUCCGCGAGUCGACGAGAAGCUCCCUAAAAAGCCGGUUCUGUUGUCAGAGCCGUGGCAAGAUCUUCACUUGAAAGUCGGAGAAAAACUCAUCCUUGAAGUGAAAGUUGACAGCAUUCCGCCAGCCACUUUCCGCUGGUACGUAAACAAUUUUGAGGCUAAGAACGGACAGUUUGUCUCCAUCACACAGCCGUGCGAGAAUGUCAGUAUCGCGAUCUUCUCAAAACCAACUUCAGGGCAGUACAAGGUGGUGGCGGCGAAUCCGCUGGGUGAGGUGACCACUAUCACCAGAAUUACAACAGAGCGCACAGUGGAGGAGUUCAAAGAGAGCACAACCGUCACCACAAACCUUCCAAGGCCACCACUGUUUACAUUAAAGAAGAAACCCAUAAUCACAGUACGAGAAGAUCUGCCUAAACCGCCAACCAUAAUUGAAAAGUUGCCCCCGUUGCUAAGAAUCAACUCGACGAGUCCGAUUUCACUGCAAGUGCGAGCGGACGCUGUUCCGGAAGCUACGUUUAUGUGGCUUCUCAACAACUUCGAGCUAAGGAAAACUCAGAACAUUGAGAUUAGCCGAUUGGCAAGCAACGUUUCACAGUUACAUCUUCAGAAAGUGCAGCCGGGAAGAUAUGAUGUGGUGGCAAGCAAUCGCCUUGGACAGGACUCGAGUUCCUGCAAGGUGAUUGUUCAGUAUGAGCAGGAAGAGCCUGCCGCUUCACCGAAGCCACCACCAAUCUUUAUCCAAUCUUUAUCUAAGGAGACAGUUGUUAUUCUUGGGGAAGAAACUAAAAUAGAA
Messenger RNA from Haemonchus placei, 2658 nucleotides. NCBI's taxonomy places the organism in Eukaryota, Metazoa, Nematoda, Chromadorea, Rhabditida, Trichostrongylidae. The record is from the annotation of a GenBank genome assembly.